Messenger RNA from Aspergillus fumigatus Af293, 855 nucleotides. RefSeq names its product putative epoxide hydrolase. Gene Ontology annotation, molecular function: catalytic activity. Lineage: Eukaryota; Fungi; Ascomycota; Eurotiomycetes; Eurotiales; Aspergillaceae. The transcript is spliced from 5 exons. The coding region runs from base 1 to 855 and encodes 284 amino acids. The record is from RefSeq and is a predicted model, not a curated record.
AUGCUGAUCGAUAUGGGGCUGCGGGUUAUUGCUCCAGAUUGUUUGGGAUAUGGAAGAACAGAUGCUCCAGAGGAUAUUUCGCUAUACUCUCACAAGCAGUGUGCCGAUGACAUCAAGGAGUUAGCAUUACAACUUGGCGCCGACAAGAUCAUCGUAGGAGGACAUGACUGGGGCGCUGCAUUUGCGUACCGAGUUGCCCUCUGGUAUCCAGACCUCGUUACUCAUCUGUUCACGGUCUGCGUACCGUAUAGCCCCCCGACUAAGAAGUACUAUCCUCUGGAGGAUUUUGUAGCAACGGUAGCGCCACAUUUUGCCUAUCAGUUGCAGCUAAAAAGCGGCGACUUGGAACCAGUUAUCCGCACAGAAGAUGAUAUCAAAAAGUUCCUCAGCGCAUUGUACGGCGGUCGUACUGAAAAGGGAGAAGUUGCCUUUGACGCAGGCUUGGGAAUACUCCUGGACAAAAUGUUCGAGGUGCAACCAUCGAAGCUGCUCAGUGAAGAGGGUGCUGAUAGCUGGGAACCUCAGGAACUUGAUUAUUAUGGCAAAGAGUUCUCGCGAACUGGCAUUCGGGGUCCACUUAACUGGUACCGGACGAGAGAAGUGAACCACAAAGAAGAACUAGCCAUCCUUGACAGGCGCAUCACCGCCCCAGUCCUCUUCAUCCAAGCACUCAGAGAUGCCGCUCUUCCGGCACACCUGGGCAAGGGUAUGACAAAGACCAUCCCUCAUUUGACCUACAAACAGGUCAAUACUUCUCACUGGGCUUUGUGGGAGAAACCUAAGGAGGUGAAUGAGAUGAUCGCUUGGUGGCUGGAAGAAGUGGUGUUCACUGAUCCUCGUUUGUUCAAGUUGUGA